AUGGCUGCUGGAGAAUCAUCUUUUAAGAUAAUAUUGGGUUCUUCAUCAAUGGCUCGGCAACGAAUCCUAGCUGAAAUGGGUUAUGAGUUUACAAUCAUGACUGCAGAUAUAGAUGAGAAAAGUAUUAGAAAAGAAAAGCCAGAAGAAUUGGUGAUGGCUCUUGCUGAGGCAAAGGCAACUGCCAUCAUGUCAAGGCUCCAGAACACUGGUAGUAUGCUAGAGAAAGAUGCUCACACGACCUUGUUAAUUACUGCAGAUACGGUGGUCGUCUAUAAAGGGAUGAUCAGAGAAAAACCAUGCAGCGAGGAAGAAGCGAGGGAAUUUAUCAAAGGAUAUUCUGGGGCCAAUGCAGCAGUGGUAGGAUCUGUUCUUGUGACUAACCUUAGAACAGGAGCAAGCAAAGGUGGAUGGGAAGGUGCAGAGGUAUACUUUCAUGACAUACCAGAGGAGGCCAUUGAUAGCCUGGUAAAAUUUGUAUACAUAUGUAAUCACUUGGAUUUUUUUUCUCUUGAUUCCAGCCUUUCCUGAUGGCGAGCUGUUCUCAGAUUGAUGAAGGAAUC
Molecule: messenger RNA, 560 nt
Organism: Durio zibethinus
Lineage: Eukaryota; Viridiplantae; Streptophyta; Magnoliopsida; Malvales; Malvaceae
Source: RefSeq, a predicted model, not a curated record